This is a messenger RNA of Panicum virgatum (switchgrass), 2565 nucleotides long. RefSeq lists its product as uncharacterized. The coding region runs from base 59 to 841 and encodes 260 amino acids. The record is from RefSeq and is a predicted model, not a curated record. Lineage: Eukaryota; Viridiplantae; Streptophyta; Magnoliopsida; Poales; Poaceae. The transcript is spliced from 2 exons.
GCCCCGGAUCGCGGCGAGGCUCCACGACUACGUGGAGGCGGAGGACUGGCCGAUAUUCAUGAACCAGUGCUGCAACGGGCUCCUCCUGCUCGAGGGCUGCGUCGUCAACCCGGCGACACGGCGGUGCGUGCGCCUGCCCCCCUGCCCUCCUGAUGCUAGCAGGUUGGAUGCCCGCUUCGGCUGGCGCCAGGAGUACCUCGCGUUCGACCCCACGGUGUCGCCGUACUACCAGGUGCUCCUCAUCCAUGCCUACUUGGAUGACAAAGCACUGGAGGGGUCGCAAUCGGAGUGGCCGCCGUCGCCGUACUCCAUACCUGUCUACUCGUCGAGGACGGGAGCGUGGGAAGCAAGGCCCUUUGUCCGGGAAGGGGCCGCCGCAGGGACCGUCGCCGGCGUGCGGUCCGCCACGGAGCCUCUAUUUCGCCAUGCUGUCUGCCGGCACGAAGCGCUGUACCUGCACUGCAAAGGUGAUUUUGUUAUGCGGAUAGCCUUGUCAGAUAACAAGUACCAAGUGAUAAAAUUGCCGGCUGGUAUUGAGGCGAGCGUGUAUGAUCAAAUGUAUCUUGGGAAAUCGGAGAAAGGGGUGUACUGCGCAGUAGUUGAGAACCAGGAUUACCGGCUUCAGGUUCUGUUUCUCGAUGAAUCUGGUGGCAGGAUGGAAUGGGUUUUCAAGUAUGACAUCAACCUGGCGCCUUUGGUGGUGCAUCUCUCUCGCAACCCCCAUAGCAGAAUCGACAGACCUUGGACUUUACAGGAUAAUGGCCAAGGGGUGAAGGUGCAGGAGGAGGAUUUGCAAUGGGAUUCCGAUGACGAUAAUGUUCUUGACAUUGAAGACGGGUGAAAAGUACCUCUACGACUAUAUUGCUUUGUUUGGGUUUCACCCCUUUAAAGAAGUGGUCUUCUUGUUUCUAUCAAAUGAAAGAGUUUUUGCUUGCCAUUUGAAGACCUCAAAGAUCCAAGAUUUAGGCCAACUGAAAGUACCAUAUCGUGGUGAUGUUAUAGAUACUGCUUUUGUUUACACACCUUGUCGGAUGGGAGACUUGUGUUAAUACAACUCUUUCGUGUAGAGUAUGUAUAGGGUACAUUGAGAUCAAUUGUUAUUUCAGUGCUAGGAGUCCUAAGUGUCAUUAGAUUUGUGUUUAAAAGUACUUUCAUAUGGCUACAAAUUUGUUGCUACAAACAUUAAAGUGUAUGGGAUAUACUAUAAUAUUAAGAGCUGAGACAGUAUGGAAGAUCGUGCCAAGUUUGAUAAAGCAUUAUAUUAGACUGCUCGCACUGGUAUACUCAAAAGCUUCCUCCAGUAGCUUUUAGAAGAACAAAGCGCUGCAGCGGGACCGCUAACGCGUCCGGUAAAGCGGCGGACGCCGAGCGUAUCCGCUAUUCUGAGCGGAGUAGAGGACUCCCGCAAUCCGGCAUGCGGGGCCCGCGCCACGGCUUCCGCGCCAUCCCAACCACCUCACGACGCGCCGCUCCGCCUUGCCGUCGCGGCAACGCCGCGCCUCCGCGUGCCUCCGCCCCGCCGCACCCGUGUGCCUCCCUCCGCGCGCCGCUGCGGGUCAGCCGCCAUGCGCUGCUGCCCUCCGCCCUGCUGCACCCGCUGCCACGCACGGAGGAGGUGGUGCUUCGGGGCCGCAGGGAAGAGGCGGGGAGGUGGUGCUCCCAUGGCCGCCGCCGCUGCCGCGCGCGGGCCCACCCCCGCGGCCCCGCCUGCGCGUCGCCCCGCUGCUCCUCCUCCGCCGCCAUGGCCAGCGAGGGCGGCGUGAGGCCGUGCGCCAGGGCGGCGUGCAGCACGUCCACCCGCAGCUGCUCGCCGCCGGCGUCGAUGUAGCGCCCGCACACCGAGACGGCGAGCCGCGCGUCGGAGGGGCCGUCGCCGCGGCGCCCAGCGACGCCAUGUCAACGACGACGCCGCACCCCUCGCCGAGACCGAGAACGGGGAGGCGUUGGCGCUGGACGCUCGCAGCAGCGCAGCAAUGUCGUACGCGCCCGCCGCCGUCCGCGCCGGAGGGCCAGCUCCUCUGUCGGGCCGGGGGAGGAUGGAGGAGCAGAUCCAGCUCGGCUGUCGCGCGGGCCUCCGCAUCCGCCUCGAGGAGGCCAUGGACGAGGCGGCUUCUCCGCGCCUCCACACCGCCACCGCCGCGCGCUCCGUCGCGUCCCCGUUGCGUCUCCGCCGUGCCUCCGCCGCCCAGCUCGCCUCGCCACGACGCCGAGCGCGCCCGGCCCUGCUCGCCACGCCGCCGCGGCCGGCGCGAGCAGAGGGAGCAGGGGCCAUGCCUGAACUGCCCCGGCGAGGGGAGGGAGGAGGCGGCGCCGUCGAGGGGAGGGAGCUCCGGCCGCGGUCGGAGAGCCGGGGCGGCGGCGAGGAGCAGAGCAGGGAAGAGAAUGGGAGGGAGGGCGGCGGAUAGAGAGAGGGAAUAGGGUGUGAGUUUGACAUGUUGGCCCCACCAUAGAUAGUUGGGAUAAAGGAUGAAUAUAAAGGAUGGAUGGUGCGGGAGAAGUUGAUAUAGAGGAUAGAAUCAUGAUGAUCAGACAGAAAUAUUCUUUGUAGAUGAUGGAUUUAAAGGA